GCGGCGCGAGAGGAGGGGGAACGCCUGAUGCCAGGAUAGGAUUUCCCGGGGACGGCCUUCGCGGGGGCACCUCGUCUCCUCCGCUUGCCGCCUGGGUUUGUCCGGGGGAUCUGGUGAGCUCCUAAGAGUCUUCCCGGGAGAGAGGAUUUCAACCUAGAAAGUUUUGCUUUGGUCUUCUGCAUGGCUCAAGAUGAGAAGAAAGAAUGUGCUCCAGAACUUCAAGUUUCUGAGGAACAGGCAAAUGGAAAAGACAAUCAAGGUGGUUGGAAAGUGAAGGAAGAAGUGAUGUUUCUUUCAGAGGCAGUACCUGCAGGAAGUGGAGCAACCUGCAGAAGACCGGAGGAACCACAAGUAAUCCCCCCGCCACUUAGACGUGGAUGCAGGAGAUCUCACAUGCCAGCCUCAGGAGCUUGUGUCCAUGCGCCGGGCACUAUAGGGUCCCCAUCAGUCCCCACUUCAACCCGGCACGUGUCCAAGAAGCCAUUCCAUUGCAUUGAUUGUGGGAAGAGCUUCUCGCAGAGCUCCAACCUGAUAGAGCACCAGAGAAUCCACACAGGAGAGCGCCCGUUCACCUGCAGCGAGUGCGAGAAGUGCUUCAGCCGCAGCAGCACCCUCGUCGAGCACCAGCGCACUCACACGGGCGAAAAGCCUUACCGAUGCACAGAGUGCGGGCGGGGUUUUAGUCGUAGCUCCACCCUCACCGAGCAUCAGCGCACCCACACGGGGGAAACACCCUUCCCAUGCCGGGAGUGCGGGAAAGCCUUCAGCCGCACCUCCAACCUCAUGAAACACUUGCGCACCCACUCGGGCGAGAAGCCCUACACGUGCACGCUGUGCGGGAAGCGCUUCUCCCUCAGCUCCAACCUCCUUAAGCAUGAGCGUACACACUCGGGAGAGAAGCCCUUCCCCUGUGCCCUUUGUACAAAACGCUUCAAGAAAAAGACUCACCUGGUGUCCCACCAUCGUGUCCACACAGGGGAGCGGCCCUACCGGUGUGAGGAGUGUGGGAAGUGCUUUUCCCAGAGCUCAAUCCUGGUAGAACACCAGAGGAUCCAUACAGGAGAGAAGCCUUACAAAUGUGCAGAUUGCAGGAAGAGCUUCUGUGUGAGCUCAAACCUUAUCAAGCACCAGAGAAUUCACACAGGAGAGAAACCGUAUACCUGCUCCAUCUGUGGGAAGGCCUUUCGCUACAAGCCCCAGUUUACUCGUCACCAGAAACAGACGCCAGUGGACAAGCCCUACCAUUGUACUGAGUGUGGGAAGAGUUUUUCACAAAGCUCUGUGCUCAUCGAACACCAGAGGAUCCACACCGGGGAGAGGCCGUUUGUGUGCAACGUGUGCGGGAAACGCUUCUCUCAAAGCUCCACUCUGAUGGGGCAUCAGAGAAUCCACACAGGCGAGAAACCUUUUGCCUGCCCCGAAUGUGGACGGGGCUUCAGCCGGAGUUCUGCUCUGACAGAACAUCAGCGCACCCACACGGGAGAGACGCCUUUCCCGUGCCAGGAGUGCGGGAAGGCCUUCAGCCGCACCUCCAACCUCGUGAAGCACCUGCGCACCCACUCGGGCGAGAAGCCCUACACGUGCACGCUGUGCGGGAAGCGCUUCUCCCUGAGCUCCAACCUGCUCAAGCACGAGCGCACCCAUUCGGGGGAGAAGCCCUUCCCCUGUCCCCUCUGUGGCAAAUGCUUCAAGAAAAAGACCCACCUGGUGUCCCACAAUCGGGUGCACACCGGGGAGCGGCCCUAUCGGUGUGAGGAGUGUGGGAAGUGCUUCUCGCAAAGCUCGUCCCUAAUAGAGCACCAGAGAAUCCAUACGGGAGAGAAACCUUACAAAUGUCCCCAGUGUGGCCGAGGGUUCUAUGUCAACUCCAAACUGGUGAAACAUCAAAGAAUACACACGGGGGAGAAACCCUACGCUUGUUCUGCCUGUGGGAAAACUUUCCGAUAUAAGCAGCAAUUUCCCCGACACGUGGCUCACGUCCAUCCUGGGGAGGAUCAGGUUUCUGUGCUUACCUUGAGCACCGGUGUUACCUUGGGCACUAGUGUUAAUAUUCUACUCUCAUAGAGCCUAAAAGAGUCCUUGGUUUGUAGGCUUCUGUUCUCCUGGAAGUGGUUUCCAUUGAAAGGCAUAAACGGUGCCAAAUUUGUUAGGUCCUUAAACUAUCCAAUAUACAGUAGCAUCUUGUUGGUGAAUUAUUAAGCAGUUUGUGGAAUCUCUCUCACACAGUUCUGCUGUCAGGAUUCCUUUAUUAUAUUUACAUUAUUUUAUGAGGGGGGAAGAAACCCAGAUCUGUUCACUACACAUGCUGUGACUUGCCCCUUUAUUGAGGUAUUUAUGGUAAAAAUGCGCUGAUUUCUUCCCUGUGGGUGUGAGGGAUAAAAUCAUGGAUCAUCCAGCCUGAGGUGUAAAAUCGUGGGUCAGGUAGAUGGCCAUGGCCUGAGAAUUAGGGAAUAGAGUGACUCUGCAGAUGUUUAUCCUUGAAGUUUUUAACCAGAAUAAAUUUUACAUAGCUACUCUUGGUUCUCCUCAGUCAUUAUUUUUCAGAAACCUAAUUAAUCAACAGAAAUGUUAUUGUUAGGCAACUGGGAAUCAGAAAGCCUUGAUAACUGACUAUAGAUUUUGAAGAGCCACUUGUGGUCCUCGGUUUACCUUCCUCCCACUCGUGGUAUCAUCCUCCAGCCUUUUCGUUUUGUUUUGAGAAAGGCAAAUUUUUUUGUAAAGAUCUUGCUGUUUUAAUUUUCAGCGUUGAUGGAGAAGACAUACAAAUACAUCUUUUCUGGGUGUUCCCUUUUUUUCUUUAGGAAAGGCAAAAUAAUAUUGUGAGGUUAUUUUUAUUACAAUAUUUGCAGUUUUAUCUACGAAACAGCCAAUCAGUCCUUCAGAAGGGAUGGUUCUUGGAAUCCAUGCUGUGGUUUUACUCAGUUCAUUCAUCAUACCAACUAGAAACUAAAGUACAAACUGGGUUGGAUUUAAAACUCCACAUGGUAUCAUAAUGGCCCCUAAUUUUUGAUUCGAGACAAUCCCAGCAAAUCAGAAUUGGCUCUUUAAGGCAUAGAUCUUUUUUCAGAACAAGGACAAUUUGACUAUUAUUGAGAUUUUCAAAGUAAUUAUGGCUGCAAAUGCUGCCUGACAGCUGGUUCCUUGUGAAAUGGAAUCCAUCUUAAUAGACCAUCCUUUUAAACUUUACAGUGCCUUACUGGCUAUCCAGAACUCUAUAGUAUUAAUCACUUGGGAGUAAUUAUUUCCUCAGUUGACUAUUUACUCCCCAGUUUGCAUCAAAUUAGGCACAAAUCAAAUCAAAUACCAGCAACUCCGUGAGCUCAAGGCCUCAAAGCCUGGUGGGGAAUCACCUGUUUUCAGUGGGGAGUUGUCUUUUUGCUGUUGUUCAGCUAGCUGGGGUGAUUCCCCAAAUUAGAUUUGCUGUAAUUUCCUUUUGUUCUGCUGUGUGUAAUCAUCUGAUCCAAAGGCAAAGUGGUGGUUGUCUCCAGACAAUGUGUUUCUAAAACUUUUUUAAAAACAGCUUUCAGGUUAGCACUGCAGUAGACUAUCACUAUGUCACUUUGGAAAAAUUAGUGUUAAAGAAUAGAAGCGGAAAUUGCCAAAAGCAGCUUCUGCGCCUGCUUUUGGAGCUCUGUGCAAACACAGCUUUGUGAUCUCGAUGCCUACAGUGAUCUCACCUGCAGAAACUAGCAGGGACCCCCUUUGAAAAACUGUGGAUCACAGGAGAUCAAAGUGUGUUUUCACCACUGUGUAGUCGCAGCCUUGUUAGUCUCGCCUAACAAUCUGUGCUCAAUACUGUGCUUAGAUAUCUGGCUGCAGAGAUGGGUUGGGAGUCCGAUUCCCCACUGUGCCUCCUUGACAGGGACUGGACUCAGUGAUCCAUAGGGUCCCUUCCAGUUUUAUAGUCCUAAGAUGAUUUUUAUAUUAUAUACACUCCAGGUUCUGUUUGGUGCAAGCAAAACAGUGAUGUAUAGCGCUACAACAGUUCACUUGGAGAGGGGCGCUUAAAGUAUUGCCACCCUAGCGAGUUACUAAAGUGCCCAAAUAUAUUUAUUACCGCCUUCAGAUAUUGUUGGACACCUACACUUUUGUAUUUCUGUAACAUUAAAAUCCUGGCUCUGUUUACAUUACCAAGAGAAUAUACUGUAUUUUUCCAUGUAUAAGAUGCUACUUCUAAAAUCAUUACACUAAAAAUUGAGGGUCAUCUUAU
This is a messenger RNA of Pogona vitticeps (central bearded dragon), 4210 nucleotides long. The record is from RefSeq and is a predicted model, not a curated record. Lineage: Eukaryota; Metazoa; Chordata; Lepidosauria; Squamata; Agamidae.